Messenger RNA from Engraulis encrasicolus (European anchovy), 2146 nucleotides. Its product is annotated as carnitine O-acetyltransferase-like. The coding region runs from base 190 to 2124 and encodes 644 amino acids. Lineage: Eukaryota; Metazoa; Chordata; Actinopteri; Clupeiformes; Engraulidae. The record is from RefSeq and is a predicted model, not a curated record. Gene Ontology annotation, biological process: carnitine metabolic process, CoA-linked. Gene Ontology annotation, molecular function: carnitine O-acetyltransferase activity. The transcript is spliced from 15 exons. Gene Ontology annotation, cellular component: peroxisome.
GUUGUAGCGACAGGCGCUACUUGCUUCUAUUCGCCCUUGUAGCGCUCGGCCAGGAGGAAGGACUUGUCUUGCCCUGUGCUGUGCAGUGCUGUGCUGCGGUGUGCUGCGCUGUGUGCGCACUAGAAUGACAGAGGCCGUGGUUUGACUGUGUUGAGACCCAACCUGGCGGCCUUUUAGCCCAGACGAACCAUGCUGAGUCUUCUGGCGAGGACGGUGCCCACGUGUGGGUGGGGGCGUGCGUGCCCUGCCCUGCUGGUGAAGAGCGGUGUUGGUGUCGGGCCAGUAGGGGGCGCUGUGGGCCCGGUGGGAUGCCUCCUGGAGGGUACGGGCCGUCGCUCCAUGGUGGUGGUGCCCGAGGGGCUGCCCAAACUACCCGUGCCCCCCCUCAAGACCACCUUCGAGAGGUACCUGGCUGCGCUGGAGCCGCUGUUGUCUCCUGAGGAGAUGGAACACACGCGAGACCUGGUGGCGGAGUUCCUGACGUCGGGGGUGGGGGACAGACUCCAGAAGAGCCUCGAGAGACGAGCACGCAAAACAGAGAACUGGCUGUGUGACUACUGGCUUCAGUACUAUCUGGACUCUCGUAUGCCGGUUGCCAUGUACACCAGCCCCGGGGUCGUUUUACCCAGAAUGCACUUCCAGGACCGACAGGGACAGAUGAGGUUUGCUGCUAAGCUGAUUGCCGGAGUGCUGUCCUUCAAGAAGAUGCUGGACAAUGAUACCCUGCCUGUUCAGCACCUGCGUGGUAAGCCUCUGUGUAUGGAUCAGUAUUACCACGUGCUGUCGUCCUGCCGACUGCCGGGACCCAAGAAAGACACUGUAGUGAACUACGCCAUCUCGUCAACACCUCCCAGGCACAUCACCGUAGUACACAACUUCCAGUUCUUCGUGCUGGACGUGUACACCAGUGAUGGCAGUCCUCUGGCUGUGGACCAGAUCUACAUGCAGCUGGAGAAGAUCUGGAACUCGUCUCUGCAGACCAAUAAGGAACCCAUAGGCCUGCUGACAUCACAACACAGGAACACGUGGGGCAAGGCCUACAGCAACCUCAUCAAGGACAAGACCAAUAAGGAGUCGGUGCGUGCUAUCGAGCGUUCCAUCUUCACGGUGUGUUUGGACGCGCCGCUGCCUCGUGUGUCCGAUGAGCUGUAUCACAGCCGAGUGGCCGCCCAGAUGCUGCACGGCGGAGGCAGCCGGUGGAACAGCGGAAACAGGUGGUUCGACAAGACGCUACAGUUCAUCAUCGGUGAGGACGGUUCGUGUGGUCUGACGUAUGAACACGCCCCCACUGAAGGACCGCCCAUCAUGUACCUGGUGGACUACGUGGUGGAAUACAUGAAGCGUACCACUCUCCCGCGCGCCCCCAUGAUUCCUCUCUCGAUGCCUGUGAAGCUUCGAUUCAACAUCACGCCAGAGAUCAAGAAGGACAUCGAGAAGGCCAAGCAGAAUAUGAACAUUAUGGUUCAGGAGUUGGAUGUGAGGGCGUUCAUCUUUUCGGAGUUCGGUAAAGACGUCAUCAAAUCCCACAAGGUCAGCCCUGACGGCUUUGUUCAAAUGGCCAUGCAGCUAGCCUACUACAGAAUGUAUAAGGAGUGCUGCUCCACCUAUGAGAGCGCGUCUCUGCGGAUGUUCCGAUUGGGCCGAACGGAAACCAUCCGAUCCACCAGCCUGGACUCAUUCGCCUUCGUCAAGGCCAUGGACGAUCCCAACAAGCAGAACUCUGAGAAGAUUGAACUGCUGGAGAAGGCCAUAAAAGCUCACAGAGUCUACGCAGACCUGGCUGUGAAUGGCCAGGCUAUAGAUCGCCAUCUGCUGGGUUUAAAGAUGCAGGCCAUUGAGGACCUCACCUCCAUGCCAGACAUCUUCAUGGACACGGCAUACGCAGUAGCAGAACACUUUAACCUAUACACUAGCCAGGUGGGUUCUGAGACGGACUGUGUGAUGUGUUUGGGUCCGCUGGUUCCGGACGGGUACGGCGUGUGCUACAACCCGAUGGCGUCUCAUAUCAACUUUGCCAUCACCGCCUUCAACAGCUGUGAGGAGACCAACGCCACGCGCUACUCACGAGACCUGCAGAGGGCGCUAGCGGACAUGAAGACACUACUGGACACCCAGAACAUCUAAACACACACACACACACACACAC